Messenger RNA from Zingiber officinale, 855 nucleotides. RefSeq lists its product as uncharacterized. The transcript has a single exon. The record is from RefSeq and is a predicted model, not a curated record. The coding region runs from base 1 to 855 and encodes 284 amino acids. Lineage: Eukaryota; Viridiplantae; Streptophyta; Magnoliopsida; Zingiberales; Zingiberaceae.
AUGGAGGAGGUGGUGGCCAUGGCGAUGACCUCUCCCCUGGGGCCGGCCGUCCCCUCCUCUCCUGCCGGCGCAUCCUUCCGGGACCUCCUCCCCCACUUCCGCUACUUCUACACCAGCGCACCCACCAGCCCCGCCCACGCCGCCGGCCUCUACGGUUGGGAGGCGACCGACGCGCCGACGAGCCCUAAACCGGAAGAAGGUGAUACUGACUUCGCCUUCUACACCCAAUCGGAGGGGGAGUGGCCGAUGCAGCCCUUCGCCACCGCCGACGAGCUUUUCGAGGAGGGGAUGAUCCGCCCCCUGAUCCCCAAUCCGCGGUAUUGCGCAUCGAGACCAAACCUUAGUUCGCCUGGUGCUUCGAUCAUGAUCGAAGCAUCGAGAAGAGAUCGAGGGAGGGGCAAGUAUUCCGCCCCUGGCGGGGGCGGGAGCGGCGAUGCGCCGCUUGCUAGGGGGCAUCGAGGAUCGCGAUCGCUCUCCCCGACGAGGAGAGGCGAAGUCUUCUCCCCCAAAUCCCCAGAUCCCUCCUCCGCCCUGCUGAAGGGCGGCGGAGGCGGGAGCAAGAAGUGGAAGCUCAAGGAUCUGUUCCUCUUCCGCAGCGCGUCGGAGGGCCGCGCGACGGGGAGGGGCAGCAGGGACCCUCUCCGCCGGUACUCCGCUCUCCCCCGCGGCCCUGCCGGAAACGCACCGUCCCCGCACGAGGCGUACUACUCGGCGCACCGAGCGGCGUCGGAGGAGCUGAAGAAGAAAACGCCGCUUCCCUACCGCCGCCAGGGCCUGUUCAGCUGCCUCGGCCUCAGCCCGGCCGUCGACGGCCUCAAAAAAGGUUUCAGUGCCUCCUUCUUCUCCCCUAAAUGA